Cuscuta epithymum is the source of this 1597-nucleotide messenger RNA. The record is from the annotation of a GenBank genome assembly. Lineage: Eukaryota; Viridiplantae; Streptophyta; Magnoliopsida; Solanales; Convolvulaceae.
CGAGCCACAAACCACAAGCCGACGAACUCGAGUUGAACUUGUAUAUGACGAACUCGAGUUGAAUUUUUCCCGAGCGAUUCACGAGCAGCUCGCGAAUGGUUUGCCUCAUUUUACACCCCUAAUGAUGUGCAUAAACAAUUAUUGGGUUGCAAGCCUGCAUAUGUGGAAUCCAGGCAUAGAUACAAGAUGUUUUUCUUACAAUUUUUAGUGGUACGCUGGAUAAAUAUUUGUUCUAAUUUGCAUCAAAGAGUCAAAGUACCAAAACUCAACAAUAGCAAAUUUAGGGUCGUCUCAAGUUUCCUAUGAUUUGCAGGAGCUAAAAGCAAGGUUGGACAGUGCGAAAAAGGUUGGGGAUAUCCCGUCCCCAGAUGGAAUGUUAAUCAACGGUCAUGGAUCAAACAAUUUAAGCUUCACAGUUGAGGCGGGGAAGACAUACAGGUUUAGGAUAUGUAAUGUUGGAUCAGCAACUUCCAUCAGUUUCAGAAUCCAGAGUCAUGAUCUAUUACUAGUUGAAGCUGAGGGAACACACACAAUGCAGAAUAGCUAUGAGUUCCUGCAUAUCCAUGUAGGCCAAUCAUACUCUGUAUUGGUCACAGCAAAUCAAACUGCAGCGGACUACCUUAUUCUCAUCUCUACCCUAUUCACGCCUAACGUCCUUAAUGCAACAUCCACUCUUCAUUACAACAACAACAUGGCUAAACCCGCCCCGGCUCCUCCCCUUGCUCUACUUAAUGACUCCAUCAAUCCGUCUCUCAAUCAAGCUCGAACCAUCAAGCAAAACUUGACAGCGAGUGGGCCGAGGCCCAAUCCGCAAGGCUCUUAUCAUUAUGGACGGGUGAACGUCUCGCGUACAAUUAUAUUGAAAAACUCAGCUCCGAUCAUCAAGGGACGUCAACGAUAUGCUGUGAACAGCGUUUCGUUCAUUCCAGCAGAUACACCGCUUAAACUUGCAGACUACUUCCAAAUCGCCGGAGUUUUCACCGCCGGCAGCAUCAUUGACAACGCCACCGGAGAGACUCCUCUACUUAACAUUUCUGUCGUGGCGGCGAGUUUUAGGUCAUUCGUUGAGGUUGUCUUUGUGAAUGAGGAAGACACCAUACAGUCGUGGCACUUGGAUGGCCAAAUCUACUUUGUUGUCGGGAUGGAUACGGCCGGAGAGUGGAAAAACGCAAGCAGAUUAACUUACAACUUGGUAGAUGGAAUUUCUCGUAGCACAGUUCAGGUUUAUCCAAAAGGGUGGACUGCCAUUUACAUGCCAUUGGACAAUAUGGGAAUGUGGAAUGUAAGGUCUGCGAACUGGGGGCGACAAUACUUGGGUCAACAGUUCUAUCUCCAGGUGGGGCCCUCCACGGGUUCUCUGAGGGAUGAAUAUAGCAUUCCACGUCACGCCCUUCUCUGUGGUAAAGCGGCCAAUGAAACCAUAUCUUAGCUUAUUAAACUCAAGUGUCAAAUAUAUGUUGACCCAUUGUACUCUUUGGAAAUGCUUGUAACUUUCAUAAAAGAUACUCUCAAAUCACAAUUACUCGAUCACAGAUGUUUGGACUUAAUUUGGAGUGUUAAGUGUUUUUAAUUUCUGCAGUUAAUUAUAUGUACUUCU